CUGCCACUCAAUGCUCGCUGCUUGGCUCCGUCCACUGCCACCGAACGUCUUACCCGCUCCGCCAGCACGCCAACCACACCCACAAUCCUACUCAAUCAUCGCCCAGAUGCGCUCCACUCUCGUUACGCCCUAGCUCUGUCUUGCUCUCACUUCUUCAUCUACCCUCUCUCAACCCACCCGUCCCGUCUUCCUUCCCUCCCCGUCCUUCCCGCGCGCAGCAGGCUGUCAGGGACCUUCCGAGUGUAUACAAGACCCUCUUCGGCGCCGCUCGAGCGUCGCGCAUAAACGUAAUGUUGCUGCUGCUCUGGAGGAGCAGUGUAUGGGCUGUCCUCUUCGCCUCCCUCGUGCUCGCCCACUCGCAGGCGCGGAACCCGCUCACGGCCGUCUCCUCCGUCCGGGAUGCGUCCAUCAACACACCCGCUCACAGAGUCAACGCCCUGCAAUCCUUCGAACUGUCCCUCUCGGCCUUCAAGCGCAGCUUCAGGCUGAAGCUGCAGCCCAAUCACGAUGUGCUGGCGGACGGUGCGACCGUCUCAUAUCUAGGUCCAGACGGCCAGGUCCUGAAGACGGAGCCGAUCGACCGAAUGGCCCACAAGGUGUACGCCGGCGAGACGUGGAGGCAGAAUCUGGACGGCUCGUACGCAAAGGUCGGCAGUGCGCGGUUGAGUGUGUACAGAGACGGAGACGAACCCCUGUUCGAGGGUGUGCUCGGCGUGGAGAAAGAGCACUAUCACAUCCAAAUGGCGAAGAACUAUAUGAAGACGAGACAUUUGGAGGAUCCCACUGUGCAGCUGGCUGGCGAAGACUACAUGAUCAUAUGGAGAGACUCGGAUCUGCAUACGGAGAGCUCGUUCCAUUCCGAACUGAAGCGUGAUGUCCCCGCCAGAUCGUGUGAUCACGACUCGUUGGACUUCAACGUCAACCCUUCGCACCCGGUGUACAGAGGCAUAGGCUCACAGGAUGACGGAACCUGGGGGUUUACCCCGAUCAGCUCCUUGUUUGGCAAGAGACAGCUCGAUUCGAGCACGAGUGGUAACAGCGCAGGUGUCAACCUGGUGUCUACCAUCGGCUCUACUGCGGGCUGUCCGAGCAUGCGAAAGGUUGCUCUGGUUGGCGUCGCCACCGAUUGCUCCUAUACUGCUACCUUCGCAAACGAAACUGAAACUCGCCAGAACGUCAUCAACCAGAUGAAUUCUGCGUCCGAGGUUUACGAGAAAUCGUUCAACAUCUCGUUGGGUCUUGCCAACUUGAUCGUCAGUCCCCAGGAGUGCCCAGGAAGCGCCCCAGCCUCAGCACCGUGGAACGUGGCUUGCUCUGAUAGCGUCGACAUUCAAGAUCGCUUGAACCUGUUCUCUCAGUGGCGUGGAGGUAGAAGCGACAACUACUCGCACUGGACGCUUUUGACAAAUUGUAACUCGGGUUCGGCCGUCGGUCUGGCGUGGCUGGGUCAAGCUUGCGUCAACACCGCACAGAAUGACAACACCACAUCGACCGGCAACGGUGCCUCUGGAUCUACCAACGUCGUCAGCGGGGCGAAUGUUGUUGCCAAAACAUCGACAGAGUGGCAAGUUAUCGCGCACGAAACGGGCCACACCUUCGGUGCCGUACAUGACUGCACAAGCCAGACCUGCUCAGAUGGCACAUCUACGAGGCAGCAAUGCUGUCCCCUCAGCAGCAGCACGUGCGAUGCUGGCGAAAAGUACAUAAUGAAUCCAUCGACGGGCGUCGGGAUCACGGCAUUCAGCGCAUGCUCGAUUGGCAACAUCUGCUCAGCAAUCGGACGCAGCAGUGUCAGGACAUCUUGUCUGAGCAACAACAAGGAUGUCAGCCUCAUCACCGGCCAACAGUGCGGCAAUGGAAUAGUUGAACCCGGCGAAGAAUGCGACUGCGGCGGAACGGCUAAUUGCGGGAACGACCCAUGCUGCGACCCGACAACCUGUAAAUUCAUCAACGGUGCUGUUUGCGACGAUGCGAACGAAGAAUGUUGCAACAACUGCCAGCUGGCUAGCGCAGACACUGUAUGCCGCGCUAGCACUGGUGUCUGCGAUCCGGAGGAGAAAUGCACUGGUACCUCGCCGACAUGCCCGCCAGAUGUUACCGCGCCAAACGGCCAGAGCUGUGGUAGUGGGCUGCAAUGCGCCAGCGGUCAGUGUACAUCAAGGGACCAGCAGUGCAAGUCCGUCAUGGGUUCGUACACCCAGGGCAACGACACGUACGCUUGCGACUCCCUGAGCUGCACGCUGUCCUGCGCAAGCCCCGAAUUUGGACCUGGUGUAUGCUACGGCUUGCAGCAAAACUUCUUGGACGGUACGCCCUGCGGUGGAGGAGGAAUGUGCAGUAAUGGCCAAUGCAAGGGAUCUAGCUUCGGCAAGGAAAUCAAAUCCUGGAUUGACGAUCACAAAGGUCUUGUCAUUGGCAUUGCCUCUGCUCUUGGUGCGCUCAUCCUUCUGAUGAUCCUUUCGUGCUGCUGGCGCGCCUUCCAGCGCAGAAAGUAUGGCAAGGCCGCGGCACUUCGUCCCUGGCCGGGCGCGAGGGCAUACCCAGCUGUACGAAGCGGUAAAGUUGGUAAUCCGAGCCAACUUUAUCCACCGCCUCCGCUGAUGCGCAAUGGCGGCAUGUACAUGAACGGUCCUCCCCCCGCUUACCCGGGGCCAGGCGGCAACAUGCCGUAUCCAAGCCAGAGCGUGCGGUACGCGUAAGCGGCUGCUAUUCAUCAUCAUCGCGGGGCUUGGAUUGCGAAGAAUUUGCGCUCUAAUGUCGUUACGAUUUUGCAUCUUAUGCACAUGGCUUUUGACGCUUUCUGUGGAUGCUCUGUCUGGGCGUGGCACAGAGCAUCGCAUCUCAACGGUCAUUCGUUUUUUGUAUACCACGGUUGCAUUCUGGGAAAUCCACAGGAUCGACUUGCAUAUUGGGUGGCGUUUUCAGGCAAAGGGUACACACAAGAGCGGGCACUACAUGGUGGGGAUUUGACAUGCUCGACCGCAGUCAUGGAGUACGAGCAUCCAAGCUUCGAAUUGACUGGGCCUGAAGUAGGCCUCUGGGGGACAGAGUAGACUCCAAAAGACGUAACUGUCUGCGCCGACGUCAACAGACGUCGAUCGUAUUGGUGAACAUGGUGAAAAAGAGAAAAGAAAAAAGACUUGGGCUAGAUACGGAGCGCUUGGAACGUGGUACUCGAAGGCUGUGGUGUUGUGAUCUAGACGAAGCCUAAAAAGACGAUAAUCAAUGUGUUACCAACA
Verruconis gallopava is the source of this 3239-nucleotide messenger RNA. RefSeq lists its product as uncharacterized. The coding region runs from base 291 to 2699 and encodes 802 amino acids. The transcript has 3 exons. The record is from RefSeq and is a predicted model, not a curated record. Lineage: Eukaryota; Fungi; Ascomycota; Dothideomycetes; Venturiales; Sympoventuriaceae. Gene Ontology annotation, molecular function: metalloendopeptidase activity. Gene Ontology annotation, biological process: proteolysis.